CACUGCCAACCAACAUUACAUUUAACAACCUCUUCUGAAUUUUAAACCAUUCGCCCAGCACUGGCACUUUGAAUAUCAAUUUCAUACUCUUUGCAGCAGUGCGUUUUUUCCCCAGGUAUGUUUCAAUAAAUUCCUUUCGCUAUUUAAAUCAAGGCCUCAGAUCUGUUUACAAAGAGUCCUUCGUUGUUUCCCCCACCAUGUGCGGACUUGGUAUCUUUAAACCAUACUGACAUGUCAUCGGCAGUCGCAGGUUUGACUUGUUAUAUCAUAAGAUUCAUUCACUUCUUCCGCUUUUCUCUAGUCCCGGAAAUUAAUUACGAAGAUCCGUCAAUCUAUCAACCGCAACCAACGACCACGCGAUAACCUCCUAAAUAUUCUCAACCAGGAACCCUAAAAUUAACAAGUUCAACGCCCUACCUUCUUGAAGCUCGGAAUUUACCUCGUAACGACUUGUAAAAACUUUUAUCAUGGCGGACGGCCCAGAUAAGACUGAGGAGCUCUACCCCAUAGCUGUUCUCAUCGAUGAAUUAAAGGUAGUGAAUCAAGGCGCAUCCCCAUCGAAGGACAAGGCUCUGUUGCGCAGGUACUGAUCGCUCACUAGCAUGAUGAUGUACUCUUAAGAUUGAAUGCCAUUCAUCGACUUUCGACGAUUGCCCUUGCGCUAGGAGCAGAUCGCACAAGAGACGAAUUGAUUCCCUUUUUAGAUGGUAUGCUGGGCGAUAUCGAACUACACUUUGAUACACUGGUUGAUGAUUUUCUGCAGAAUCCGUCGAAGAUGAGGACGAAGUUCUUACUGCUUUGAGCGAAGAACUCGGAAAUUUUGUAGAAUACGUUGGCGGUCCAGAGUAUGGCCACGUUCUUCUGUCACCUCUCGAGAACCUAGCGGCUAUCGAGGAGCCUUUGGUGCGAGAGAAGGUGAGUUGAUAGCGUUGGACUGAAGUUAUAGCCGUGCUGAUUGAAGUAGGCUGUAGAAUCUUUAAACAAGAUAUGCGAGGAGCUAUCUUCACAACAAGUCGAAGAGUACUUCAUCCCCCUCACGAUUCGACUCUCAAAGGCCGACUGGUUCACCUCAAAGAUCUCUGCCACAGGAUUAUAUAAUGUACCGUACAAGAAGGCGUCACCUCCGAUGCAAGAGCAGCUCAGGCAGCAAUUUGGCCUUUUGGUCCAUGACGAAACCCCUAUGGUCCGAAGACAGUCUGCGAAUAACUUGUCAAAAUUUGUGAAGGAAAUGCCUGCUACAAUAGUUGUGGAAGAAAUGAUACCCUUGUUUCAACACCUUGCCGGUGACGACCAAGAUAGCGUACGUUUGUUGACAGUAGAGAUAUUGAUUGCCAUUGCGGAGGUUGUACCGAAGGAGCAACAAUCUAGUCAUGGAGUUCUACUUACAGCCUUGAGGAGUUUAAUCGAAGAUAAAAGUUGGAGAGUGAGAUACAUGGUGGCUGAUAGAUUUGAGAAGGUUAGUUUUACUUGAAAUUUGCGAUAUAAUGGUAAAUUCUAAUAAUUUCUAGAUUGCAAAAGCAGUAGAUGAUGAGGUUGUAACAAGAGAUCUUGUACCCGCAUUCGUAAAGUUAUUGAAAGACAGCGAAGCAGAAGUACGAACGGCAAUUGCUGGUCAAAUUCCUGGUAUGUCUGAUCAUUUCUGUUUCUCUGAAGAGUUUCACUUAAAAAAAAAAGGUUUCUGCAAGCUCGUCGACCGCACCACCCUCUUAAAUGAUAUCAUGUCCACUGUCGAAGAUUUGGUUUCUGAUACAUCCCAACAUGUUCGGGCUUCUCUUGGAACACAAAUCAGUGGCCUUGCCCCAAUUCUCGGCAAGCAAGAGUACGUUUUUCACACCCUCACUUUAUGAUCUUUAUACUUACAAGUUGUGAUAAGGACUAUCGAUCACCUGCUUCCGAUGUUUUUACAAAUGCUCAAGGAUGAGUACCCAGAUGUUCGAUUACAUAUAAUCUCCAAAUUGGAGUUAGUGAAUCAAGUUAUCGGCAUUGAUCUCCUCUCACAAUCCCUUCUCCCUGCUAUUGUACAGCUUGCUGAAGAUAAGCAAUGGCGUGUUCGAUUGGCAAUCAUUGAGUACAUUCCUCUUCUGGCCAGUCAACUCGGAGUUCAAUUCUUUGACGAGAAGUUGGCUGCUCUCUGCAUGGGCUGGUUAGGAGAUACAGUCUUCUCUAUCCGUGACGCAGCAACAAAGAACUUGAAAAAGCUCACCGAAGUCUUUGGUGUAGACUGGGCAAAUGAAGCGAUCAUUCCAAAGGUUAUGGCUAUGGGAGCGCAUCCAAAUUACCUUUACAGAAUGACCACAUGCUUUGCAAUCACAGUAAGUUUUGGACUUUGUCCCUGCGAAACAAGUGCUAACCCUGGUCACAGACACUUGCACAAGUCGUCAGUCUCGACGUUGUCCAAAAUUCCAUUCUACCCAUGAUGGACAAAUUGGUAGCCGACGAGAUUCCAAACAUCCGUUUCAAUGUUGCCAAAUCAUAUUCUGAGAUCAUCUCGGUCCUCAAGAGGCUCCCAGACAACGGCACCGUAUAUUCAUUAGAGAAGUCUGGUAGCUCGGAACCGCCUUCGGCUAGAGGCCAGCAACUGAUUCAAGAAAGGAUUUUACCAAAUCUGGAAAAGUUGCAAAAGGAUGAUGAUGUCGACGUUCGGUUCUUUGCUACCACGGCUGCAGCUUCAAUUUCUGGUGAGCCAAUGGAAACUUCAUAGACUUGUCGCACAUGGGGAGAAAAACGUACUUUUCUUGAGCCAGUAGCCUGAGCAUGGUGACCUUGCUGUUUUCCUGUUAUUCUAGAUCGGAGCAUGAAAUCCAGCAUUGUCCCUUCUAAUACGUUUUUCAUAAAGCGACCUGAUAUGCAGAUGGUAGGCGACAAAACCGUAGACCAAAAAAUUAAACGAGAACGAUAUAUCGAAUACUG
Molecule: messenger RNA, 2910 nt
Organism: Sclerotinia trifoliorum
Lineage: Eukaryota; Fungi; Ascomycota; Leotiomycetes; Helotiales; Sclerotiniaceae
Source: the annotation of a GenBank genome assembly